Messenger RNA from Cylindrotheca closterium, 1266 nucleotides. The record is from the annotation of a GenBank genome assembly. Lineage: Eukaryota; Bacillariophyta; Bacillariophyceae; Bacillariales; Bacillariaceae.
AUGGCAUCAACAGAGGAAGUGCCCAAGACGGAAGAAGCCGCUGCCCCAGCUGCUGCCAGUGACGACGAAACUGGCAAAUCCAAGCGAGUUUAUGUUGGAAACUUGGCCUGGGGUGUCGAUUGGAGAGACCUUAAGGAUCUCUUCAAGACCGUGGGACACGAUGUUACACGAGCUGACGUCAUGCAAACUCGAGAUGGACGAUCCAAGGGAUGCGGAAUUGUGGAGUUUGCCACUGUGGAAGGUGCCAAACAAGCUGUGCUCACUCUGAACGAUACUGAACUGAAGGGACGUCAGAUUUUUGUCCGAGAGGAUCGUGAAGAGCAGAAUGCUGGUGCUACUCGUGCAGCUCCUGCCAAUAGUGCUGGAACCAAGUUCUCUUCGGAUGAGAAAGCACAGGGUCGAAGAGUGUAUGUUGGUAAUCUUAGUUGGGAAGUUCAAUGGCAAGAUCUCAAGGAUCACAUGAUGCCAGCUGGCAAUGUGGUUCAUGCUGAAGUUAUUUGCGAGCACAAUGGAAGAUCCAAGGGAUGUGGUGUUGUCGAGUACGCCACUACUGAAGAUGCUCAAAAGGCCAUUGAAACUUUGACUCAAACUGAAUUGAAGGGACGCAUGAUUUUUGUUCGUGAAGAUCGUGAAGGAUCCUCUGCUGGUGAAGGUGCUACUGGAGGCAACAAGAACGCUGCCCCAGGCGGUAACGCUGCUGUUUACGUAUGGAACUUGAGCUAUGAGACGGACUGGCAAGGACUGAAGGAUCACAUGCGAAAGGCUGGUAACGUUGAUAACGCCACCGUUUUGACCAACCAUGAAGGCAGAUCCAAUGGAUGUGGUGUGGUUGUCUACCAAAAAGCGCAAGAGGCCGCCAGAGCCAUUCGCGAAUUGCAAGAUUCCGAUUUGGAUGGACGUGCCAUUCGUCUCCGAGAAGAUCGUGGUCAAGGAGGUGGUGGUAGUGGCGGCGGCGGCCGCGGAGGACGUGGUCGUGGCCGCGGGGGUGGCCGUGGCCGCGGAGGACGUGGUGGUGGUCGAGGCUCGGGAGAGCCAUCAGAAGGAAAACAAAUCUACAUUUCCAAUAUUUCUUCCACUACUGAUUGGCGCAAGGUCAAGGAUCAUUUCAAGACAGUUGGUGAUGUCGAUAGAGCAGACUCGCGCCCUGGCAAGUUUGCAACUGUUCGAUUCUUCAACAAGGAAGAUGCCGAAAAGGCUGUCGAAACUAUGAAUGGAUCCGAAUUGGAUGGUUCCAAGUUGGAAAUUCGUUUGGAUCAAAAAGCCUAA